CGCACGCGCGGCCAUGGCCUCUUCAUCGUCCUCCCCGAUCUCCUCUCCGACAAUCUCCCCAGCGUCUGCUUCAAGAAGUCCCGCGGCCUCCUCUGUAGGGUUUCGGAAUCGAACCAGUCGGAAAGGGCUAUUUUUGACGCGACAAGGUUGUUCUCGUCGAGAGAAGGCGAGGCGAUCGAGGAGUGUUCGUCGUCGGCGAAGAGUCUGGAUUCGGUAACCGUGUGUGAGGAGUUUGUCCAGAAUUUCGAUCAAUUUGUGGAGGCCAUGGACGGAGUGUCGAACGGAAGGUUUCUGAGAGGCGAAGAGAGCGAAUUGGGAUCGGAUUGGGUAGAAUUGGAGUGGUUGAAAGCGAAAGGCUAUUACAGUAUCGAAGCUUUUGUGGCCAAUCGAUUAGAGGUGGCUUUGAGGCUGGCUUGGCUGAAUAACAACAGCGGAAAUGGGAAGAAAAGAGGGGUGAAAUUGAAAGAGAAAGCGAGCUCCGCGGGCGUGGCGGCGAAUGUGUAUUGGAGGAAGAAAGGGUGUGUGGAUUGGUGGGAGAAUUUGGAUUCUUCACCGAGGAAGAAAAUCUUCAAUGCGGUUUUGGGAAAAUCAGCUAAAAACUUGUGUCGCGAGAUUUUGAAGGCGACUGAGAGUUCAUUGGAGGAUGAUCUUUGGCUCUUCAACACAGGAUUGGAGCGACCAUCGAGGUACAAACAUACUGUAAAUACGCGAAAGACUGUGUCAACUCUUGAAGCCGACGCUGAAUUUGGCUCAAACAUAGUCCCAGCUUCUGUUUCUGGAAAAUCUGCUUCCUUAUCCAAUUCCUUGAAUAGUUUAUUUGUGCUUCGCGAUAUUGUAAUGACGGCAUCGUUGUGUCAAGAUAGUAUAUGUGAUGAUAAAGGGAAAAUUUUCUUCAGCACAUUGAGUUCAAUUUGUACCGUUUCUGAUUUUAUACUAAGGAAAGUGAGAGGAUUUCUAAUGGUAAUUUCGCUUGAUUGCACAAAACUCGAACUUAUAUCAGAAGAAAAUGUUAAGUCCUCACCUAUUAAAUCCAAAGGAAAGGUUAGUUCUUGUAGCCGUAAGAAAAAGGGGAAGACCCGCAAUACAAAGAAGCUAAAUCCUGUUGAAGGGGGCUGUGUGGAUUCGCGCGAUAAAUCUUCUAAGGAUAUUGAUUGUGCCUUGGCUCAUAAGGAGAAUUCAGAGUUGCUGUUGGUCGAGUCCAAGGAGACACCCGAUGUCCCUCAGAGGAAGGAUAUGUCCAUCGAGAAAUCUUUGUUUAAAGAACCUACCAAAGCAGUGGGUGUUGGGAAAGCUCAAUCUGCUGCAAGGAAGACGAGAAGGGAAAAAGGCAAAAGCAGAAUUAAUGGCUUUAAGAAUCCUGUUGAAGUGGCCAAUUACAAAAGACCAGCAACGGAAGCUUCAUCUUCCUCCAUUUGUCAAGACGAUCCAGUGGGGAAUUAUUCAGUGUCUGCUAAUCCGACCUUCCAGAGUGUCUCGGGUGAAAACGCAUCUCAGUACAAUGUCCUUACACCGAGCUCAAUUACUUCUAGUUCUGUGAAUGGACGCAUUAAGGAGGAUCACACCAGCUUCUCAAUUCAAGAGAAUAAAGGUUCGGAAUGUUACCAGUUAAAUAAAAUUGUGACUGGAAAUACAACAAUAUCUUCUAGAUUGGAAACUCCAAAUUGUAACGCAGAUGAGAAGGUAAUACCUUCCUCUGAGCCUGCAUUGGACACUAAAGUUUUUAAAAACGAAGAUAGCAGUAUCAAGAAAUCUGCACCUAUUGGUGAAUUUGAUAUAAAAACAGCUUCGCCAGAGAAACAGGUCAGAGUGUUUGAUAUUAAAGAAAAACCUGUUUUAAUUCAAGAGCAAGAAAGUCGACAGGUAUCCGAUACCACCCCUUCGUCUAGGCCUUGUUCAGGUGGCCCUCCAUAUGAGUGGCCUAGUGUGGCUUCUAACCCUCAUCUCCCACCUGCCACUGAUCGCUUGCAUUUGGAUGUUGGUCGUAAUUGGCAUCGUCACUUUCAUCAAUCCUUUUUACCGGCAAUACACCAGCGAAAUAUAGAAGGUGGUUGUAAUCCAACUUUGUCUAGAAGAUUGCCAAUGAGUUUAGAUUGGCCUCCAAUGGUCCGUGGUACUUGUGGUUUGGCUCCGUCACGGACCUGUAAUUAUGAAUCUGGGUUCAUCUCUAGAUGGCAUUGUACUUAUCCUCAGAAUUUUUCUAACCACACCAUGCAUCUUAAUGCAACAGCCACUGAUGAAGAAAGGAAGCAUUCUGGGGAUUUCACAGACCUACCCGAGUUAACAAGUAAACAUGACCUAGCAGAUGACUGGGACAGCCACUGGAUAUCUGAGGAUGAAGUUGAUGUGCAUGCAGUCUCAGGGAUCGAUUAUAAUCAAUACUUUGGUGGUGGUGUGAUGUAUUGGAAUCCUUCUGAUCAUCCAGCGGGAGGAUUCUCUCGUCCUCCUUCCCUUAGUUCAGAUGAUAGCUCGUGGGCUUGGCGUGAGGCGGACAUGAAUAGGGCUGUUGAUGAUAUGGUUGCAUUCUCUUCUCCAUACAGUACAACUGGUUUGACUUCACCCACUGCUUCUUUUUGUUCUCCUUUUGAUAGUUUGGGUCCAGGACACCAGGCUUUAGGCUAUGUUCUGUCAGGAAAUGAGGUACCUGGCAAGGUGCUUCGUUCCCCGUCAACAGUUACAGAUGCAGCAGUCGAGGAGGAUACAUCUAGAUCAUUGACAGAUUUAACUGGUGAGGGUGAAGGAAAGACAGGCGAUCUGCUCCCUUACCACAUUUUGCCUCCAAUCAUCGUUCCAAAUGUAUCAAGGGAUAGGUCAAGGUCUGAGUUCAAGUGUAGUCAUGACGCUAAAAGUUCUUGUGUUCCUCUUUCUAGACGCGAGCAACCUCGAAUGAAACGGCCACCAUCACCUGUUGUGCGUUGCGUUACACGUGCCCCACGUCCACCUCCACCCUCUCCUGUGAGUGAAUCUAGGAAACACAGGGGUUUUCCAACUGUUAGAUCUGGUAGUUCAAGCCCGAGGCACUGGGGUGUGCGAGGUUGGUUCCCUGAUGGAGCUAAUUUGGAGGAAGCUUGCUUAUACAGGGAUGGAGCAGAAGUUGUUUGGCCAUCUUGGAGAAAUAAUAACUUUUCAGGUCACUCGAUGAUUCAACCUCUUCCUGCAGCUUUACUGCAGGAUCGUCUGAUUGCUAUGUCCCAUCUAGCUCGUGAUCAGGAACAUCCAGAUGUUGCGGUGCCUAUGCAACUGACUGAAUCACAGAGCUCUCCUAAACAAAAAGCCUCUCUUUCGGUGAUGCACAACCUCCUUCAUGACGAGAUUGAUUCUUUCUGCAAGCAGGUUGCUGCACAAAAUCUGGCUCGAAAGCCUUACAUAACUUGGGCUGUCAAGCGUGUAACACGGUCUCUCCAAGUGCUGUGGCCCAGGUCCAGGACAAACAUAUUUGGUUCAAACUCAUCUGGUUUGGCCCUUCCUACUAGUGAUGUAGACCUUGUCGUUUGUCUUCCUCCUGUGAGGAACCUGGAACCAAUAAAAGAAGCUGGUAUAUUGGAGGGCCGUAACGGUAUUAAAGAAACUUGCCUUCAGCAUGCAGCUAGGUAUCUUGCAAAUCAGGACUGGGUAAAAAGUGAUUCUCUCAAGACCGUGGAAAAUACAGCUGUAAUGCAUUAUCUUUUUUAUCAUUGUCUUUUCUAUUAUUUAGGCCGUCUCCUUUUGCUUGUCUUCUUACCCCUU
Messenger RNA from Morus notabilis, 3723 nucleotides. RefSeq lists its product as uncharacterized. Gene Ontology annotation, molecular function: poly(A) RNA polymerase activity; mRNA binding. The record is from RefSeq and is a predicted model, not a curated record. The annotation marks the transcript as partial. Gene Ontology annotation, cellular component: TRAMP complex; nucleolus. Gene Ontology annotation, biological process: RNA 3'-end processing. The transcript is spliced from 8 exons. Lineage: Eukaryota; Viridiplantae; Streptophyta; Magnoliopsida; Rosales; Moraceae.